This is a messenger RNA of Erpetoichthys calabaricus (reedfish), 1772 nucleotides long. It is a transcript of the gene gatd3l, whose product is annotated as glutamine amidotransferase class 1 domain containing 3, like. The record is from RefSeq and is a predicted model, not a curated record. The transcript is spliced from 7 exons. NCBI's taxonomy places the organism in Eukaryota, Metazoa, Chordata, Cladistia, Polypteriformes, Polypteridae. The coding region runs from base 83 to 883 and encodes 266 amino acids. Gene Ontology annotation, cellular component: mitochondrion.
AACAGGCACUAAAGCACAUUAGUUAAAGGGUCUGAAAAGUUAAAGGGACUCAGCCUCCAAAAGCGAACAACAGUAAACCAACAUGUUGGCGUCACGGGCAUUGCUGGCAAAACAGGUGGCAGCUGUUCUUACAAGACAGCCCGUCUGCCUUGUCCACCAGUCAGGAGACUGGGGAAACUGGGGAAACACCAAUGUUGCUUUGGUGUUUUCUGGAUGUGGAUGGUGGGACGGGACUGAUGUUCAUGAAGCAUCAUAUACCAUGUACCAUCUGAGCCGCAAUGGAGCCAAGUUCCAAAUGUUUGCACCAAACCAACAGCAGAUGCAUGUUGUGGACCACAUGAAGAGUCAGCCUAUGUCUGGAGAACAAAGGAAUGUCAUGAUAGAAUCUGCCCGUCUGGCCCGUGGAAAAAUGCAAGAUCUUUCUCGUCUGGAUGUCAACAGCUUUGAUGCUGUCAUUUUCCCUGGAGGCUAUGGAAUCACCAAAAACCUGUCAACAUUCAACAAUGAUGGAAAGGACUGCAAGAUCAACAACGAUGUGGAGCGAAUCAUGAAGGAAUUCCACCGUUCCCGCAAGCCUAUUGGAAUGUCAUCCAUGUCCCCAGUCUUGGCAUGUAGAGUUCUACCAAACCUGGAGAUUACCAUGGGUCAUGAGCGUGAUGAGAGCAGCCGUUGGGGUCGUUGGCCUUACACCAACAUGGUGCAAGCUGUGAAGAACAUGGGGGCACGCCAUAACAAUCGUGAGCCUUACGAGGUCUAUGUGGAUGAGAAGAAUAAGGUGAUCAGCACCCCAACUUUCAUGUGGGAGACAGACUACCACUACCACUACAUUUUUGACGGCAUUGGCAACAUGGUCAAGCAUGUAAUGCGCAUGUGUGGAAAAUAAAGCCCCCACCCCAGACACAGGGUGGGCAGGUCACUGGAGACUGGGGUUGUCCUGUGAGAAACCAGGAGAAGAGGAUCUGCAAAGAAACACAGAAAAAGGGGGGUGGGAAGGGAAGGGGGAGGAACAUUUCAGAAUGGACUUCAAAAUCCAAAACGUAAUUGAGGAUCACCUGCUGUGAAAUUGUAUUAAAUGGGGUCAGAGAAUUACAAAGUGCAGUUAAUUGGCUGUCUAAUGUGUAUGUUCAUUUAUUUAUUUGGGAAAUGGUGUUAAACUCAGGCCUUGAGCUAUAAUGCUUUUUGACAGUACUACGGGUGACAUUUUGAAAAUGGUGUCAAGCUGGUAGUGUUAAUGAAGCGGUCCAAGCAGAAAGAAGCAGCAAACAAAUUGCUUCUGAAGAUGUCUUUUACCACCCUGCCCGAGUCCCACUGUCAAUUCUGGAAUUCAUGACAUUGAAUGUUUAAUGUUGGAUCUCAAAUGAGCAAUUCUAGCUAGUGGUUGGAAAAUUGUUAAUUUCAUUGUAUAGCUGAAGACUUCAUCCUGGUCAGCCAGACCGCAAAAAAACAAGGAGAAAAAAAAUCCCCAUUAGCACUUCACAUAAAAUGAAACAUCCUUGUUGCCACACAAGUGAAAGUGAAGUGUGAAGACAAAACACAUAGACGGGGCACUGGACUCAACUUGUGGUAAUUGCUUCUGAAUUUAAUACAUUUCCACCUGAAAAUGAUGUUUUUUUGUGCAGCUCCUCCUCACAUUCUAUUCAGCAACUCAGUCUCACAACAAAGGUGCUUUAAUUAGUAGAGACCACAGUGUGAUUUAUAGAAAUGAUGAGUUACAGAUAUGCAGCAUUGUGUAGAAAAGACCAAAAAAUGAAAUAAAUCAUUUCAAAAAUUAA